AUGGCACUUUUCGCCCUGUUGGGCACUGCAACGGCGCAAACGACGUCCGUAAUCAGCGUUCUGAACCCUUACUUUGGGAACAACCCCUACGACGCGUCCAUCAAAGCCGCUAAUCCUACCGCGACGACGUACAUCGUGAGCUGCCAAACGAACAGCACGAAUUACCAAUGUCGCGCCGACCCCUCCGGUCUCGCCAUGACCCUCGUCGGCGGCCCGUCGACCAUGGAGCUUCACAUUGAACGUACUGCCAGCGGAAUAUCAAUCGAGUAUAUCGGUACCAUCUCGGACGGUUACCUGGAUUACCAUGCGGUCGCGACAAGCAGCGGCAAAACCGUCGCGCUCACUGAAAUGAGAAUCUCGCCUCUGACGGGCACAAGUCUCUACGUUCCUCUCACCGUCACCGCCGGCCUUGAGAAGUUGCAGCAAGCUCAGACCGGCGCGACUGCGACUGCGACGGCGACGGCGACCUCUACAGGUUCGGCGCAGACCGGGUCCGGGUCCGGUUCCGGUGCGACGGCGACGAACGCGCAGGCCUCAUCGACGUCCACGCACAACGUCGCUGCACCCCGGGGCGGCCAGAAUGGUCUGCUCGCCGGUGCUGUUGUCGUUGUUGGUCUUCUGAUGUUCUAA
This is a messenger RNA of Colletotrichum orchidophilum, 630 nucleotides long. RefSeq lists its product as uncharacterized. The transcript has 2 exons. The record is from RefSeq and is a predicted model, not a curated record. The coding region runs from base 1 to 630 and encodes 209 amino acids. Lineage: Eukaryota; Fungi; Ascomycota; Sordariomycetes; Glomerellales; Glomerellaceae.